Sipha flava (yellow sugarcane aphid) is the source of this 951-nucleotide messenger RNA. RefSeq names its product proteasome subunit beta type-6 (gene Prosbeta1). Gene Ontology annotation, molecular function: threonine-type endopeptidase activity. The coding region runs from base 124 to 858 and encodes 244 amino acids. NCBI's taxonomy places the organism in Eukaryota, Metazoa, Arthropoda, Insecta, Hemiptera, Aphididae. The record is from RefSeq and is a predicted model, not a curated record. The transcript has 6 exons. Gene Ontology annotation, cellular component: proteasome core complex.
UAUAAGUAUUAUCAGCAAAAUUUUGUGUUAUUAUUAGCAAAACUUUGGUUUAAAGUUUUGAAUUCAGUAUAUUCCAAUAUUUUGCCAUUACCAAGACGUUCGUGAGAACAUUUUUUUCAGAAAAUGUCUUUGAUCAGUCAUUGCGGAGGACUUCAAGAAAACAGUGUUCACGACCUCGAGAAAGAUGAAGUGUCCACAGGUACUACCAUUGUUGCAGCAACUUAUGAUGGCGGGGUUAUAGUUGGAGCUGACUCUCGCACAACUACUGGAUCAUAUAUUGCUAAUCGAGUUACUGAUAAGUUGACUAAAGUAUGUGAUAAUAUCUUCUGCUGUCGGUCUGGAUCAGCUGCAGAUACGCAAGCUAUCACUGACAUUGUUUCAUAUUACAUGGACCUAUCUAGCAUUCAAAUGGGUGAACCACCACUUGUCAGAGCCGCUGCCACUAUAUUCAGGAAUUUAAUUUAUGAGAAUAGACAUCAAUUGACUGCUGGUAUCAUUGUUGCUGGGUGGGAUAAGAAAUUUGGCGGACAAGUAUAUGCUGUCAAUGUAAGUGGUACAAUAGUUCAACAAAAUAUUUCUAUUGGUGGCUCAGGUAGUUCCUAUUUGUAUGGUUAUAUGGAUUCACAGUAUAAAGAUGGAAUGACACAAGAAGAAUGUGAAAAUCUUGUACUUAACGCAAUUUCAUUGGCUAUCAAACGUGAUGGUUCAAGUGGUGGUGUUGUACGUUUGGGAGUGUUAAACCAUACUGGUUCUAUUCAAAGAAAAUUGUUCUUGGGAGACCAAUUACCCAAGUUUUAUGAUAAUGUGUUAGUAAAACCUCAAGGUGAUAUAUCCGGAGGAGAUACUACUAUGGCUUAAUUUUUUUUAUUUAUAUUUAUAAAUCCAUUCGUGUAUUUAAUUGUUUCAGCAAAACAAUUAAUUUUUUAUUCUGCUAAUAUAUUAAAUUCUAAA